CACAGUCAUUGACACGAUACAUUUGCGGUCACGGAUGUAUGAGCAUGCGGGGAAAAAAAAGGCAAACCUAACUAGAACAAAACUUAAUAGUAUAUAAUAUUCAUCACGAUUCGUAGACGUUUUUUUUGCUUAUUAUAUAGUUUUAUAAUGACUAUGUUAUUAUCGGUAUAUUCUAUUGGAAUUUUCUUAAUAGUAUUUAUAUUAACAACUGAAUCUGCUUAUAAUGUUUUUACAUAUGAUGGUGAUGAUGAACAUUGUUGUCUUGUGCAAAUAAAUAGAGAUUUCUGUUGGGCAAAACCACUUACACGUAGUUUAAUUCAAGUAAAUAAACGUUGUCAACCAAUAGAUUUAAAUGAAAAACCAAGAAAUUAUUUAAAUAAAGUUAUACGUCGUUUAAAAGUUGAAACAUCAACAAAACUUGGUGAUAAAAUACUUAUUGAAUUAGAAAAACCAUUGGAUGAAGAUAUACUUAAAAAUAAUCUUUUAUGUUUAACACCAGAUAAUAAUAAUAAUAUUAAUUUAGAUAAAUGUCAUAUUAUAUUAGCUAAAUUUGAAUCAAAAAAACGACGAAAAACUAAAAAAACAACAAUAGAAGUAAUUGCUGAAGAACAAUCUGAUAUUGAAUUAACUGAACCAAUAAAAAUUUCUCAAGGUCAUGGUGUGUCUGUUUUUCAAUCUUACGAAUUAGAUCUAACUGAUUAUAAACCAACUACUCGUCAACAUCGUCGGGCAUGGUCAUGGUAUCGUACGCAAACGAAAAAAAUGUGUAGUCAACCAUUAAAAUAUAAGAAAAAUUGUAUUCGUAUAAAUCGUCAUAAUAAAAAAUAUGUUGAACAUCUAUUAAAUCAAACAACUAAUAAUAACAAUGAUGAUGAUGAACAACAAUCGGCAUAUAAGAUUACAAAAGGAUCGAAAUUAUAUUGUGAAAAUAAUCAUGAACAAACAAAACUUAUUGGUUUUUACGAUGAUAGUAAAAUAUGUUUUGAAAAAAAUAAUCAAUUAUAUAUUAAACAUGAUUUUACUGAUUAUCUGAUAUACAAAAAAUCAUCAGAAGAAGAAGCUGAAGCUGAAGCUGAAGCUGAUUUAAAUGAUAAUCCAUCAACUUAA
This is a messenger RNA of Adineta steineri, 1107 nucleotides long. NCBI's taxonomy places the organism in Eukaryota, Metazoa, Rotifera, Eurotatoria, Adinetida, Adinetidae. The record is from the annotation of a GenBank genome assembly.